AACUGGUUGCGUUGCGUUUGGCGGUUAUAUAUUUCUCUCUCUCGCUCUUUGGCUCUAGCAGACUGGUGGGGGAAAUGGGUGGCUCAGAAGACUCAAAGCCGGGGCCAGAGGUGGUAGAGCUGAAGCCAAUCGAAGCGACUCCGGCGAGCUUCCAGGAGUACGGUCAAGUCAUCGAGGCUUCCCCUGACGGCGCCGAGUUCGGACCUCAAGAUGCUCAACUAGACCUCAGCCGUGGCAUUCCCAGGUUUUACAUUAUGCAACUUGAAAACCGACCACUGAAGUUCUCUACAAUCACACAUCACGCAAGUGUGAGCCAAUGCCUUGGUUCGGUCGGAGGUCAUGCGUGGUAUCUUGGGGUUGCUAAGCCGUCCAUUGUGGACGACAGUGGAGAAGUUAAGGAUGACAGUGGCAGGAACAUUGUGCGGUCUCCUUGUGGGCAUUUCUAUGUGCCUCCUGUUGUUGAGGAUGUCCGAGUUUUCAGAGUUGUGGGCUCCAAAUUCCUCAAGCUGAAUCGAGGGACAUGGCAUGCCGGGCCGCUGUUCAAGGCUGAUGCCAAUCAUGCCAUGGACUUCUACAAUUUAGAAUUGAGCAACACCAAUGUGGUUGAUCACACGACACACAGCUUCAUCCACAAGAAUGGAGUGAUCUUUUCGAUCAAUGACUAGUGUCUGCUUUUGUUUCAACGUCUGCUGCUGCUACUCUUACUACAAAUUAUGUGUAUGAUAAUAUGAAUUCUCACAAAUCUGGAUAUCUCAGCUCGCAAAUGUAAUCAUCUUCUUUCUCAUUUAUACGUGCAUAUACUGUGAUUUCAUUUUUCAUAUGGGUUCUAGAACCCUUCUAGCCAAAUGAAAGAAAAAAUUUCUUCUA
This is a messenger RNA of Alnus glutinosa, 867 nucleotides long. RefSeq lists its product as uncharacterized. The transcript is spliced from 3 exons. Bases 75 to 665 code for a protein of 196 amino acids. Gene Ontology annotation, molecular function: ureidoglycolate hydrolase activity. Lineage: Eukaryota; Viridiplantae; Streptophyta; Magnoliopsida; Fagales; Betulaceae. The record is from RefSeq and is a predicted model, not a curated record.